Molecule: messenger RNA, 2952 nt
Organism: Cuscuta campestris
Lineage: Eukaryota; Viridiplantae; Streptophyta; Magnoliopsida; Solanales; Convolvulaceae
Source: the annotation of a GenBank genome assembly
GAAACUCGUGAAAAACGCCUCUCCGGUCCUCCGGAUUUAGAAGUCUCCCCAAAUCAUUUUCUGGUCCACUGUAGUUUAAUUUGUCCAUCAUGCUGUCAAGAAGUAGAAAUUGAGUGAAGCUUUCGUCCAAAAAAAAAAAGGAAGAAGUGGAAUGGAGCUUUGAUUGGGUGGCGGGGGGGCAAUAUGGAGAGGGGAGAGAUAGAAGAGAGUACAGUGGGACUGCUGAGGAGGACGGCCACUGGUAGUAGUAGCACAGGGGAGUCAAGGUGGGUGAAUGGGAGCGAGGUGGACUCGGAGUCAGCUCCAUGGUAUGGCGACGAGGAGAUCCCAGAAUCGUAUGGAUCUAUUCGGAGGAGGCUUGCCAAGAAACCCAAGAGAGUUAAUUCUUUUGAUGUUGAAGCCAUGGAGAUUCAAGGCAGUCAUGCCCACCAUAAGAAGGAUCUUCCACUUUUGGGAACUCUUGCUCUAGCAUUCCAAACACUUGGUGUGGUGUAUGGUGACGUGGGUACGAGCCCUUUGUAUGUUUUUGCCGAUGUAUUUAGUAAGGUAACCAUAGAUUCAGAAAUCGACGUCUUGGGAGCAUUAUCAAUAGUGAUAUAUACAAUCGCUCUCAUUCCUCUAAUGAAGUAUGUGUUUAUUGUACUCAAGGCCAAUGACAACGGAGAAGGAGGAACGUUUGCACUGUAUUCAUUGGUCUGCAGGUAUGCAAAUGUGAGUCUUCUCCCGAAUCGCCAGGCAGCUGAUGAGUAUAUCUCCAGUUAUAAGCUCAAAGUUCCCACACCAGAACUGGAAAGGGCUUUACAUAUAAAGGAUGUACUGGAACGUAAAUCCUCUCUUAAGACCAUGCUCUUGCUAUUGGUUCUCAUGGGAACAUCAAUGAUUAUAGGGGAUGGCAUCUUGACACCAGCUAUGUCAGUGAUGUCUGCUGUUAGUGGUUUGCAGGGUAAGAUACCGGGUUUCGGAACAAAUGCUCUUGUUAUCACUUCGAUAGUCAUCCUUGGAGCAUUAUUCAGCAUACAACAGUUUGGAUCAAGUAAAGUGGGUUUCACAUUUGCUCCUGCCCUAGCUAUCUGGUUCUUGAGUUUGGGUUCUAUCGGAAUCUACAACAUGUUCAAGUAUGAUGUUUCUGUGGUAAGGGCAUUGAAUCCGGUUUAUAUCUAUCUUUUCUUCUCAAAGAAUUCAAUCCAGGCAUGGUCAGCUCUCGGCGGGUGUGUUUUAUGCAUCACAGGAGCUGAAGCAAUGUUUGCUGAUUUAGGUCACUUCUCCGUGAGAUCUAUACAGAUUGCCUUCACCGGCGCGGUCUUCCCCUGCCUUCUCUUGGCCUACUUUGGCCAAGCUGCAUAUCUCAUGAAACAUCCCAAUUCGGCCAGCACAAUAUUCUAUUCCUCCGUGCCCGAUGGGAUUUUCUGGCCAAUUUUCGUGAUAGCCACGCUUGCUGCUAUAAUAGCUAGCCAGGCCAUGAUAUCUGCUUCGUUUUCAUGUGUUAAGCAAGCGAUGGCUCUUGGAUGCUUCCCAAGACUCAAGGUAGUUCACACCUCGAAAAGGCACAUGGGUCAGAUUUAUAUUCCUGUAGUUAAUUGGUUUCUGAUGAUCAUGUGCAUGGCUGUGGUUGCUGCUUUCAGAAGCACAACUCACAUAGCAAAUGCGUACGGCGUAGCUGAAGUUGGGGUCAUGUUGGUCAGCACCAUAAUGGUCACCCUAGUGAUGCUUUUGAUAUGGAAAACAAACCUGUACCUGGCUCUAUGCUUCCCUCUGGUGUUUGGGUCAAUAGAGCUCUUGUACUUAUCGGCUGUCCUAUCCAAAAUCCUGGAGGGCGGUUGGCUCCCACUCGCCUUUGCGUCUCUCUUCCUCUCUGUGAUGUAUGUCUGGAACUACGGGAGCGUGUUGAAGUACCAGGUCGAGUUCAAGCAGAGGAUAUCACUAGAUUUCAUGAAUGACCUUGGCUCUACCCUCGGGACAGUUCGGGUCCCGGGGAUCGGACUGCUCUACAACGAACUGGUCCAAGGCAUUCCCUCAGUUUUCAUCCAGUUCUUGCUUGACCUCCCAGCCAUCCACUCGAUCAUCGUCUUCGUCUGCAUCAAGUAUGUCCAAGUACCCAUUGUGCCCCAGGAAGAGAGGUUCUUGUUCAGAAGGGUGGGCCCCAAGGACUGCCACAUGUUCCGGUGCGUUGCCCGGUACGGCUACAAGGACGUCAGGAAAGAAGACCACCACUCAUUUGAGCAGCUCCUUCUGGACAGCCUCGAAACGUUCUUGAGGAAAGAGUCCCAAGAACUUGCCCUUGAGAGCCUCAGCCUCACAAACCAGACCCAUGACGGGGAUGCGAUAAUGGAGGAGGACCUGAAGGCUCCAUUGAUGCAGGACGACCGGAACAGGUUCCAAGAAACUGGGAGCUUGUUGUUGCCGGCUAGUGCCAUGUCAGCGGAUGAAGAUCCAGGGUUGGAGUACGAACUCAUGGCGCUGCGCGAAGCCACCGAAUCGGGCUUUACGUACUUGCUCGGGCACGCGGACGUGAGGGCGAAGAAGAGCUCUUGGUUCCUCAAGAAACUGUCAAUCAAUUACUUUUACUCAUUCCUGAGGAGGAACUGCAGGGGUGGGGCUGCAACUUUGAGAGUCCCUCACAUGAAUAUAAUCCAAGUUGGGAAGACAUACAUGGUUUGAUUUUGGAUUGCCAUAUGAAAGUGUAUUAGAACACCAAAGUAGAUGGAUUGUUGUCAAGUUUGAAAAAAAAAUAAUUACCUUUAUAAAUUACAUUGUAGUGAAAGAGCUCUGUUUUAUAAUGUUUUAGGUUCAGUUAAAUAAUGUACAAGAUCAAAAUGAUGCACUGAAGUUUCCUUCUUACUUUUUGUGAAGUUUUGGGAAGUAAAUAUAACGACGCAUCCAAUUCGAUUUCAAACAGAAUUGAGAUUAUAUUGAGUAUUUAGGAAGUUUAUUCAAUAACUUAGUUAUGAGUUG